AUGGCAUACGACCGUUAUAUGGCAAUCUGUCACCCACUGCAUUAUGUUGUUCUCAUGAGUUUAAGGAACACUGCUUACCUAUCUACUAUGGUGUGGCUUGUUGGUUUUUUAGAUCCCAUUGCACACACUGUCCUAAUAGCUAAGAUGUCCUUUUGUGCAACACACUCAAUAAACCAUUUUUUCUGUGAUGUUUUGCCAUUGCUUCAGAUCUCCUGCAGUGAUACAUCAGAGGUGGAAAAUCUAACUUACAUUAUUGGUGCAUUAAUGGCAUUUACUACAUUUCUGCUUACUUUAGUGUCAUAUAUCUUUAUUAUUUCCACUAUUUUGAAGAUAAAGUCUACAGAAGGCCGUAUGAAAGCUUUCUCUACCUGUACAUCUCAUCUGACCUGUGUAAUUAUGUAUUAUGGAACAUUAAUGUGUUUGCACAUGAGACCCACAUCCAAUUAUUCUCCAGAAGAAGACAUGUAUUUUGCUCUAUUAUAUGUUGUGUUGGUUCCUAUGCUAAAUCCUUUCAUUUACACUUUAAAAAAUAAAGAAUUUCAAGAGGCUUUGACAAAAUAUAAGAGCAAAGUGUUGUUAAAAAAAUAG
Pseudophryne corroboree (corroboree frog) is the source of this 588-nucleotide messenger RNA. Its product is annotated as olfactory receptor 1C1-like. NCBI's taxonomy places the organism in Eukaryota, Metazoa, Chordata, Amphibia, Anura, Myobatrachidae. Gene Ontology annotation, cellular component: membrane. Gene Ontology annotation, molecular function: odorant binding; olfactory receptor activity. The record is from RefSeq and is a predicted model, not a curated record. The coding region runs from base 1 to 588 and encodes 195 amino acids. Gene Ontology annotation, biological process: G protein-coupled receptor signaling pathway. The transcript has a single exon.